Molecule: messenger RNA, 1405 nt
Organism: Dendronephthya gigantea
Lineage: Eukaryota; Metazoa; Cnidaria; Anthozoa; Malacalcyonacea; Nephtheidae
Exons: 4
Coding region: 1-1227 (408 amino acids)
Source: RefSeq, a predicted model, not a curated record
AUGGCGGCCAGAAUACGGAACGAUAAUUGGAAAGACGAUGAAACAUUGAAGGAAGAUCUUGAAAAAUAUGCUCGAAGUAAUCUUACACGAAAGGAGAUAUUGGAUUUCAUGAACCGUGACCAUGGCGAAUACGCAUGGAGUUUGAGGACGCUCGAUCGACGUUUGGCUUUUUUUGAUAUUCGACGCAUAGACAAAAACGUUACAGUUGAAGAGAUAAGAGCAGCAGUAGAGAACGAAGUUAACGGUCCUGGUAAACUCUUGGGGUACAGAGCGAUGUACAACAAAAUAAGACAGGAUUAUAAUUUAAAGGUUCCACGCAAUUUAGUGCAUGCAGUCAUGUUUGAUGUUGACCCCGAUGGCCUUGAAGCGCGUAACCCAAAUGCACGAUGGGAGAGAAGACCUAAAGGCAACUACACGACAAAAGGUACAAAUUUUGUUCACUCCAUGGAUGGCCACGACAAAUUAAUGGGGUAUCAGAAUAGUACUUUCCCCCUAGCCAUUUACGGUGCAAUUGAUACUGCGAGUAGAAAAAUCCUAUGGUUACGAAUUUGGGAUAGUAACUCCGACCCAAAGAGAAUUGGACGGUGGUAUUUAGAGUACCUUUAUGAGAAGAAAAGGAUUGCCACCAUGAUAAGGAUUGAUAAGGGCACAGAGACUGGAAUAAUGGCAACUAUUCACUCGUUCCUUAGACAGCACCAUGGUGACAUGGCCCCUUAUGAUACAGUGCUUUAUGGGCCUUCCACAUCAAACCAGAUUGAGCGAUGGUGGAAGGAACUGCAUGAACGUAUGGAGAAAUAUUUCAAGGUGCAACUGUCAAUGUUGAAGAAUGAUGGUGACUAUGAUCCAGAUAAUGAGCUUCACAGAAAACUGCUGUCAUUUAUUUUAAUCCCUGUUGUGCAACGUGAACUUGAUGAUUUCAAAAAAAUUGUGUGGAAUAGUCAUAGAAUCCGACACCAGAAAGACACCUUGCUACCUGAUGGGAUCCCUGAUCACAUCCAUGCUUUUCCACAAGAGUAUGGGCUAGAAGAAUGUGGUUUUCAUGUAACAGAGGACCAAUUAGCUGAAGUGGCUCAACAUUCUGGAGUAUUAGAUCUCGAAAAUGAUUUCCUCUCACCAGAAAUGCGACAGCAGUGUGAGACAAUCAUACCAUAUCCAGAGAAAAUUGAAUCAUCAGAUUGUGCAAAAGCAUUCUUAUAUCUGAAAAGACGUUACUCUGAAGAGAGUUAAUUAACACAUCUGAUGUGACAUAAACAAAGAAUAAAAUCUAAAAUUUGUUAAGGGCAAGGAUCAGAGACAAGAUGAAUUAUACAAACCACAAGUUUAUUUUAGUUAAAGUGAAAUAUUCUGUUUUUAACAUUAAAUCAACUGAACAAACUCAGCAUAUGUAAACAAUUUUUGACCUAAU